GUGAGAGGAUGGAGCUGGCUAGGUUCGUGAAAUCCGAUGUUGUGGCGAGGGAAUUUAGGAAUGUGAUGGUUGUUGGGAAGGCGGAUUUAGUCACUUACAGAGGGCCUAGUAUGAUGGCUUCCACACUCCAUGCUGUCGCUAUUCUCUUGAAGAAGGCCAAUAAUUGGGAUUGGUUUAUCAAUCUUAGUGCUUCGGAUUACCCUCUCAUGCCUCAAGACGAUAUCCUGCACAUUUUCUCAUAUUUGCCUAGGGAUCUGAAUUUUCUUGAGCAUUCAUCAAAUCUUGGCUGGAAAGAGUGAGCAUUCUUUUCCAUGCAUUGAUGCAUCCAUAUUCCCCAACACUGUUUCAGAGGGCUAGGCCUAUAAUCCUUGAUCCUGGCAUAUAUCAUGCGAAGAAGUCUGGUGUAUUUUGGGCAAAGGAGAAAAGGUCAAUGCCUGCUGCUUUCAAGCUGUUCAUGGGAUCUGAAUGGGUUAUGCUCACCAGGUCAUUUCUGGAAUUCUGCAUUUGGGGAUGGGACAAUCUCCCGCGCACCCUUCUAAUGUACUAUACCAAUUUCCUCUCCUCUCCUGAGGGCUACUUCCACACUGUUGUCUGCAAUCACAAAGACUAUCAGAAUACAACAGUGAACCAUGACUUGCACUACAUAAAAUGGGAUAAUCCCCCAAAGAUGAACCCCAUGAAUUUAACAGUGGAGCAUUUUGAGGACAUGGUCCAAAGUGGUGCUCCAUUUGCUCGUACUUUUGCCGUGGGUGAUUCCGUUCUUGAUAAGAUCGAUAAGGAACUCUUGAGAGGAUCUAACAACCGCCUAAUUUCCCUGGGUGGUUGGUGUGUCGGGAAAGAUCCUUGUAUACCAACUGGCGGUUCUGAUGCAACUAAACCUUCUGCAGGGUCAAGAAGGUUGGAGAAACUUGUUCUCAAGCUCCUUGGUUCUGAAUAUUUCAGGCUUAGUCAGUGUAAAUAAUUUGUCCUGAGUGCUUAUUUUGUUUGAAAAUAUCAGUUUCUCUAUUCUUUCCAUCCUUCCUAGGUUUUAUCUAACUGAGUCUUUUAUUAUGUGUUUUAUUAAAGAAAAAUGGAAAUGAUUACUAGCUUCUAAGAAUCACUCACCUUUUUUUAUGGAAGGUAUUAUUAAAGGAACCAAAAUGUAAUUUACAUCCAAGCACAUGGACAUACCCCUA
Messenger RNA from Cuscuta europaea, 1175 nucleotides. The record is from the annotation of a GenBank genome assembly. NCBI's taxonomy places the organism in Eukaryota, Viridiplantae, Streptophyta, Magnoliopsida, Solanales, Convolvulaceae.